AUGUCAACUUACGGUCUUUGUUUUUCAACUGAAAUAGGAAUAAAUCCUAUUCCUUUACGAAAUGUUAUUAUCGGAGCUAAUAUCGUUGAUAUGAUCGCUGAAGUUACUAUCAGACAAACUUAUAAAAAUGUUGAAAGAGAUACUAUCGAAGCAUUCUAUAAGUUUCCUAUUUAUGAAGCCGCAGCAAUCUGCGAAUUUGAAGCAGAAAUUGAUGGACGAAGAAAAAUAAAAGGCAUCGUAAAAGAAUCAAAAGAGGCCGCUAAAGAAUAUACUGAAGCAGUUCAGAAAGGACAUGGUGCUUAUUUGUUAGAAUCUGAGUCCGAAGAUGUGUUUCAAUGUUCUGUUGGAAAUAUCACAUCAGGACAAACCGUGGUUAUUAAAAUUACAUAUGUUACCGAGCUUAAACAUGAUUCUGAAUCAGAGAAAAUUCGAUUUAUUCUACCAACUAAUAUCGCUCCAAGAUAUGGUUCUUCAGUAUAUUCGUCAUCUUCAAAUGAUGGAAAAAUUCUUAAACCUGAUGUUGUAUCUUAUUCUAAUAAAGCAGAUUUUUAUUUAGAUCUUACUGUUACUUGCAGAAUGACUUCAACUAUUCAAAAUAUUGAAUCACCUUCACAUAAAAUUUCUACUGAAAUGAAUAUUGAUGAGAAUCCCAAAAUUUCUAAAAUUACUUUAUCCGAACAAAUUACUUAUUUAGAAAAAGAUUUUAUUCUUAUGAUUAAAAGUAAAGAGAUUGAUCAACCACGAGCUUUUGUUGAAUACAAUCCUGAAACAGAAACUAAUUGUGUUAUGUUGACUUUGGUUCCAAAAUUCUCGUUAAAUGUAAUCAUGUCUGAGCUAGUUUUCAUUGUAGAUAGAUCGGGAUCAAUGGGUAUUGAACCUAUGAAGAAAGCCGCACAAGCACUUGAAUUGUUAUUGCAUUCACUUCCUGAAAAUUGCUACUUUAAUGUAAUAUCCUUUGGAUCUCGUUAUGAUUCUCUUUUUCCAAAAAGUCAACUUUAUUCUGAAAAAUCGUUGUCUAAGGCUCUUAAUCUUGCUCAAACAAUGACUUCAAAUUAUGGAGGAACAAAAAUUCAUAAUGUAUUAGAAUGGGUAUUUAAAAAUUCAAGAGAUGAUAUGCCAAUUUCUGUAUUUCUUAUUACAGAUGGCAGAGUUUGGGAUGCUGAUGAGAUUGUAGAACUUGUACGUGAAAAUGAAGAAAAAAAGAAAGAUGAUUUACGGCUUUUUUCAUUAGGAAUUGGUGAUUCUGUUUCUCAUAAUUUAGUUGAAUCUGUUGCCCGUGCUGGUAGAGGAUACGCUCAAUUUGUAACAAAUGAUGAAAGAAUGGAUAGAAAAGUUAUUGAAAUGCUGAAAAGUGCAUUAAAACCACCAAUUAAGGAUUAUAAAAUUACUUGGACUAAUACAGAUCUUUUGGAAUUAAAUGAUGAUAAAUCGGCUAUUAGCUUUAUGAGUGAUGAGACAGAAUCUUUACCAUCUAUUAAGAUUCAACAAGCUCCAUAUAUUAUUCCACCAAUUUAUACUGGUAUUCGUUUUAUGGCCUAUUGUAUUUUGGAAAAAAAUAUUGAGCCAUGUAAAACUAUUACAUUAAAAGCUACUUCUCAUGAUGAUCGUCCUAUGGUACUUGAUAUUCCUUUGGAUCCUGUUACCUUACAAGGUUCAAAAAUUCAUAGAUUAGCGGCAAGAAAACUUAUUCAAGAUCUUGAUUAUAAAAAAUCAUUUAUUCAUAAACAUCCUAAAAAUGUUGGUAAAUUUAUUCCAGCUUCAUUCGUUAAAGAACAUAUUGUUAAACUUGGCAAAACUUAUAAUUUAGCUUCAAAAUUUACAAGUUUUAUUGCAAUCGAUGAAAGAAAUAAUGAAAUUAGUGAAGUUCUAAUUAAAUCUCGAACAAUUCCACAAAAAAGGAAUGUUCCUCAAUUAGCUCCUCAAUUCAGUACAUUACAAUCAAGCAGUAAUUUUAUGACAAUUGGAAGGUUUGCUACUACUGAUACUGCCAUUGCUGGCCUUGCUACCACUUCAAGGAUUAAUAUAAUGGAUUUAGUAAGAUCGGGAAUUCGAUCUCUUGUAUCGGCAAAAUCCGGACCAAAAGAAACAAAAGAAGCACAAUCAGUAUCACUACUAUAUAGUGAAUGUGGACUAAACAUUGAAUCUGAAUUCAAUCAUAAAGAAUCACAAAUUGGAAGCGUAUUUGACGAUAGUAAAUCUGAAGUCAAUCAUAAGGAAUCACAAAUUGAAAAUUUAUUUGGAUUUUUAGAAUUACAGUCAUUUGAUGGUAAAUUCUUAUUAAAUGAUUCGUUUUAUAAAUUUUUUUAUAAGAAUGAUUUAAAUGAUUUCAUCAAUUUAAAACAAGAAAUUAUAAAAGAAAUGGGUGAUAUUGGUAUUAAAGAAAUUGAAGAAAUAUUAACUACUAGUAUUGCAUUGGCUUAUCUGGAAAUAAUUAUAUUUAAAAAAUUUAAAGAUGAAAGUGAGUUGUGUUACGAAAAAGCUGUUAAAGCUUUAAAGAAAAUGGUUGAAGAUGAAGAAAAAGAAAAACUUAUUGGGGAAAAAGCUAAAGAAUGGAUUAAAAAUUGGGUUAUUAAUGGCAAAUGAAUAAGUAAUUUAUAAUAUUCUUUUGAUGAAAAUUUUAUUUCCUUUGUUUUGUAGUAUUUAUGUAUAAUAUGUAGAUAU
Messenger RNA from Rhizophagus irregularis DAOM 181602=DAOM 197198, 2661 nucleotides. The record is from RefSeq and is a predicted model, not a curated record. Lineage: Eukaryota; Fungi; Glomeromycota; Glomeromycetes; Glomerales; Glomeraceae.